CUAUAACAUCCUAAGUUAGCACUUUCAGAUUGUUGCUGCAUCUUAGUGAAAUGGUCGGUGUGAACCAGGUAAUUCCUUAAACUCUUCCCUCUUCUGUAAUUCAUAAUUGGGAUUUGUUUAAACAAAUGUGAUAAGGAAUCAUCCUUCUUAAGUGUCGCCCCAUUUUCCACGAAUAAUAGAGGCAAUAUGGGAUGGUUUGGUGUGUAGUGCCUGUGGGAAGAUCAAUCGAUUACCUAUCUCUGUUCUCUUCGGUUGAUCUGUUAGCGAUUUUAUGACAGUUCCAAUGCACGAUUCUACAUGAGUUUUGUGUAUCCCCUUUCCAGAAAUCCAGAAAUUUCUGAUGCAUCUCUUCCAAUUGGUUGGUUGCCAGUAUAGGGUCAGAACUAUUUCGCAUCACUCUCAAGAAUUGAGGGAUGGGUAGGGAUUCUUUUAAUUUUGGGGGGUGAAAACUAGAUGCAUGUAAGAUAGUGUUUCUGUCAAUGUUCUUGGAGUAUAAUGUAUACCCCAAUUUGUUAGCCUUGAUGAAAAUUAGAAGAUCCAGAAAGUCAAUUUGUGUCUUGCUAAAUUGGAACGUGAAUUUAACCGGAGAAUUCAACAUGUUAAGUGACGUCAUCAUCUCCACGAAUGAUGGUUCAUCUCUUUUCCAUAAGUUCAGGAUAUCGUCUAUAAAAUGAAGAUAUUUAAUAAUACGUUCACCAUAUUGGUUUAAGAUAUUCUUCUCAAAUAAGUACAUAUAGAUUAAUCACAUUGAUGUUUUUUGUAAUGAGACAUGUCAUGGAUGACAUCACUCAAUCUUGUUUUUAUUUUAUACCCUCCAAUAUUUUUGUAGCAAUUCAUAUUUAAAUAACAUGUUUUUCACGGUUUAAUUGUCUUGAUAAAAGUCCAGUGGGACUGAAACGUCGACACUGUAUCCAAGGAUUUGAUGCUAAAAUAAAAAGCACUAUUUGAAAUACAUUUUGAGUGCUCUCCAGCAAGAUAUUGUGUGUGUAUGUAUAUCUAUGUAUAUACCAGAAAGUUGGAGUGCGAUAGGAACUGCACUCGAGUCUAGAUCUUCUGAGUACUCUGAAAAAAUAUACAGUAUAUAGUAUACUGUAUAUUUUUUCAGAGAAGAUCCUGACUCCAGUGCAGUUGCUAGCGCACUCCAACUUUCUGGUAUCUAUUGCUAAUUUGUGUCACUGUGUGUCACUUGGGGGUAGUGCAGCAGCACUGCAGGUAUUCUUAAGCGCUUUGACUCCAUCUGGUUUUUCUGUGGCUGGAAAAGUAUUUGAAAGGUUAUUAAGGGAUAAUAUUCAAGAAUUCCUGGAGAAGAACAUGGUUUUAUGAAGCACAGGUCAUGUCAAGCUAACUUGAUUGCAUUCUGCGAAGAAGUAGAAGUAUAGAUCAGGGUGUUGCAGUGGAUGUGAUCGACUUGGGUUUUGCCAAGGCAUUUGAUACGGUUCCUCAGAAUAGAUUAGUGUUCAAACUCAAGGAAAUCGGUCUAGAUGGAAAUGGGUAGAACAUUGGCUUAAAACAGAGACAAAGAGUUGUCAUUAAUGGUAAAUGUUCAAGCUGGACAGAGGUGGUAAUUGGUGUCCCUCAGGGUUCCGUUCUAGGACCCCUUCUAUUUAACAUGUUUAUAAAUGAUCUUGAGAAAAGCAUUGAAAGUCAUGUUUCAGUGUUUGCAGAGGACACCAAACUUUGUAAAACAAUACAAUGUGAGCAAGAUAUUACUUUGCUGCAGAGGGAUUUAGAUAGACUGGGGAGACGGCUGUGGAGAUUUUGGCAAAGUUUGUUCUCCACAUAUGUAUGUAAUCCGCAGCGGUUGGAUUCCCCGACUUUCCUGAAAUGUGUGCCUGCCGGCAGCUCUCUAAUUAGGCGAUUUUAGGCGGCCGCAUAAGGCCUCGCGCUUGCUGGGGCUUCGCGCCCGCCUAAAUCACUGUAGGGCAGGCUGAACUGUUGGAUCUUCGGUCUAUGACCGAGGACCAGACAGUGAGAGGGGGGCCCGGCGGCUUGCCCAGCAUGCUGCCGGGUGGCCCCUCCACAUGGUCUGCUCACAGAGAGAGCCAGCCUCUGAUCUGCAGCUCCGCCGAGUGCAGAGCUGCAGAUCACAUAAGGUUCUCGCGAGCUCACAGAGCGUUGCUGCGGGUUACCACGGCAACGCUCUGAUAGGCGCUCGUGAGAACACGGUCUGCAGCUUUCGCGGAGCUGCAGACAGAAUAGUCAUCCCACCGGACCACCAGGGACUUCAACCACUGGACCACCAGGGAAUUACAUUUCAACAAAAAAGUAUUUCAGUGUGUGGAGGCUUGUCACUGUCUCCAACACUGCCCUCCCACCAUCACUGCCCACUCAAAUACACUGCCCUCCCACCCUCACUGUCCACUCAAAUACACUGCCCUCCCACCCUCACUGUCCACUCAAACACACUGCCCCCACACUAACCACCACAGAUACUGUACCCCACCCUGACCCUCACAUAAACUGCCCUCCACACUAACCACCACAGAUACUGUACCCCACCCUGACCACCACAUACACUGCCCUCCACACUAACAUCACACUGACCCCCACGUACCCUGACCCCCACACAGUUUCUCACACAAAAUGCCCCCACUGUCCCACACUCUGCCCCCCUACAGUUUCAUACACCCUGCCCCCCUACACUGUCAUACGCACUGCCCUCUCUACACUGUGUCCCACACACCCUGUCCCACACACCCUGUCCCCACCCUGUCCCACACACCCUGUCCCACACACCUGUCCCACCACCUGUCCACACACCCUGUCCCACACACCCUGUCCCACACACCCUGUCCACACACCUGUCCCACACACCCUGUCCCCCCACAUGUCCCCCACACUGUCCCCCACACUGUCCCCCCACACUGUCCCCCCCCACACUGUCCCCCCACACUGUCCCCCCACACUGUCCCCCCACACUGUCCCCCCACACUGUCCCCCAUCCUGCCCAGACAUGCCACACUCACCCUGUCACAUAACCCUCCCUCAUCCUGUCACUCAUCCUGCCCAGCCAUGCCACACUCACCCUGUCACAUAAGCCUCCCUCAUCCUGUCACUCAUCCUGCCCAGCCAUGACACACUCACCCUGUCACAUAAGCCUCCCUCAUCCUGUCACUCACCUCCCCUCGCCCUGUCACACUUUCCCCUUCAACCGUGCCACACUCACCCCAACAGUGAAUACAGAGACUAGCUCUCUGUAUCCAGCGCUGCAAGCCUGUCGUACAAUAUAACUACAGCUCAUUAUACACACGAUGCAACCCAUAUAUGUUUUUUUACUAUGAGUGUUAGUGGGGGGCCUCUUGUUUGAGUUUCGCCUAAGGCCUCAUAAAGGUUUGAUUUGUGUUUACAGGAGCCUCUCGCUAGGCGGCUUGCUCGCUCGCAGGUUCUCUCGCAUCAAAUGCGUCCGGGAUUGUAAAGUACAGUAUAUACUCGAGUAUAAGUCUAGUUUUUCAGCACAUUUUUUGUGCUUAAAAACCCCCACUCGACUUAUACUCGAGUCACUGUCUGUAUUAUGGCAACUUAGAGAGCCGCGGCUGUCAGAGCCAUGGCAACGAUCCGCGCGGCAACCAGACCGCGAGACUUACAGUGGAGCUGACCGGAACGGAGGAGAAGGGAGCUGACAGGAGCUGCAGGAAAUGUAAGUAAAUGCUUCCUGCCGGCCCCCCCACUUCACAGCCCUUGCCACUGGACCACCAGGGAUUAAGAUAUCCCCCCUCCCUGACCAGUUAACAAGCAGGGAGGGGGGACAAAAAAAAAUUAAAAUAAAAAAAUAAUAAUAUUAAAAAAAAAAUAAAUAAUAAAAAUGCCCUCCCCCACCUAGUUCACACACACUACACAAACACACACUCUGCAUUAUAUACACACUCUGCAUUAUAUACACAGAGUGUGUGUGUAUAAUGCAGAGUGUGUGUUUGUAUGAGUGUGUGUGUAUAUAAUGCAGAUUGUUUGUAUGAGUGUGUGUAUAUAUAAUGCAGAGUGUUUGUUUGUAUGAGUGUAUGUGUAUAUAAUUAUAAAAAUCACAGAAUUUCAUAGCCCCAAGUUUUACCCUCGACUUAUCCACGAGGCAUAGCAUAUUUCACAAUUGUUGGUCACAAAACUGCACUCGACUUAUACAUGAGAUCGACUUAUACACGAGUAUAUACGGUAAUAAAAUGUGAGCAGGAUAUUGCUUUGCUGCAGAGGGAUUUGGAUAAAUUGGGGGACUGGGCACUAAAAUGGCAGAAGAAAUUUAAUGUAGAGAAAUGCAAAGUUAUGAACUUUGGGGUAAAGAAUACACAAGCAACGUAUAACCUUAAUGGAAGCGAAUUCGGGAUAACAACACACGAAAAGGAUUUGGGAAUUGUUAUAGACAACAAACUAUGCAACAAUGUGCAAGAGAUUCAGUCUUUGUGUGAAUGUAUCAGGCUCAGCCUGAAUGUCCUGGUAAGAGAUUCAGUCUUUGUGUGAAUGUAUCAGGCUCGGCCUGAAUGUCCUGGUAAGAGAUUCAGUCUUUGUGUGAAUGUAUCAGGCUCAGCCUGAAUGUCCUGGUAAGAGAUUCAGUCUUUGUGUGAAUGUAUCAGGCUCAGCCUGAAUGUCCUGGUAAGAGAUUCAGUCUUUGUGUGAAUGUAUCAGGCCUGGCCUGAAUGUCCUGGUAAGAGAUUCAGUCUUUGUGUGAAUGUAUCAGGCUCGGCCUGAAUGUCCUGGUAAGAGAUUCAGUCUUUGUGUGAAUGUAUCAGGCUCAGCCUGAAUGUCCUGGUAAGAGAUUAAGUCUUUGUGUGAAUGUAUCAGGCUCGGCCUGAAUGUCCUGGUAAGAGAUUCAGUCUUUGUGUGAAUGUAUCAGGCUCGGCCUGAAUGUCCUGGUAAGAGAUUCAGUCUUUGUGUGAAUGUAUCAGGCUCAGCCUGAAUGUCCUGGUAAGAGAUUCAGUCUUUGUGUGAAUGUAUCAGGCCUGGCCUGAAUGUCCUGGUAAGAGAUUCAGUCUUUGUGUGAAUGUAUCAGGCUCGGCCUGAAUGUCCUGGUAAGAGAUUCAGUCUUUGUGUGAAUGUAUCAGGCUCAGCCUGAAUGUCCUGGUAAGAGAUUCAGUUCUCGUGAAUGGGGAACAGGCUCGCCUGAAUGUCCUGGGGUGCGAGCCCAGUCUUUGUGUGAAUGUAUCAGGCUCGCCUGAAAUGUCUGCAAGAGAUUCAGUCUUUGUGUGAAUAAAUGACCAGGCUCAGCCUGGAAUAAGCAAGUCCUGGUGGUAAGAGAUUCAGUCUUUGUGUGAUCGGGAUUGUGGCUCAGCCUGGACGUCCUGUAAGAGAUUCAGUCUUUGUGUGAAUGUAUCAGGCUCGGCCUGAAUGUCCUGGUAAGAGAUUCAGUCUUUGUGUGAAUGUAUCAGGCUCGGCCUGAAUGUCCUGGUAAGAGAUUCAGUCUUUGUGUGAAUGUAUCAGGCUCGGCCUGAAUGUCCUGGUAAGAGAUUCAGUCUUUGUGUGAAUGUAUCAGGCUCAGCCUGAAUGUCCUGGUAAGAGAUUCAGUCUUUGUGUGAAUGUAUCAGGCUUGGCCUGAAUGUCCUGGUAAGAGAUUCAGUCUUUGUGUGAAUGUAUCAGGCUCGGCCUGAAUGUCCUGGUAAGAGAUUCAGUCUUUGUGUGAAUGUAUCAGGCUCAGCCUGAAUGUCCUGGUAAGAGAUUCAGUCUUUGUGUGAAUGUAUCAGGCUCAGCCUGAAUGUCCUGGUAAGAGAUUCAGUCUUUUCAUUUGAAGAUCUUUGUAUAAUUUUCUAAAAGAUGUUUACCAUCAGUGUAUUCCUGAAAUGUUCUAUUCUUUAUUUUUAUCAUUUUUUUUUUUUUUUCUGUUUUCAGGACUGGAGUUACCCAAUGAGAAGGGAGAUGCAGGUAUGUCUGUAUGUGAGUUUAGUUUGGCUGAGAGGGCUCUUCGGCAAGUAAUGGCCUUUUCAUUAAAAUGAAAUAUCUUUAACGCAUGUUAAUAAAUUUUGUGCCUUAUCAUUUUUGUGAGGAAAUACGACUUUAUUCCCACACAAUUGGAGUGCUCUUGUACACAAUACUAUUUACCGUUGUAUUGGUGCUUAGAAUGACCCAUAUGUAUUUCAUGAUAGGUUCCUCUUAAAAGGAACUCUAAGGCAAGCUGCAAAAUAUUAAAAUCUUCUGCGUGUGUCCACCAGCGCAGGGCGAGGCUGUGAGAUCUACGCUAGACAGCUGUUACAACACAGAAUUCUAACGUUUCUGUGUAUGUGGGAGUUUACACACUCAGUCAGUAUUGCUCCCACAUGACAUUAUCUUAGUCCGAUAGUCAUUCCCCUGUAAUGCCCAGUGUCUCCCUACGUUACAUACUGUCAUUCCCCUGUAAUGCCCAGUGUCUCCCUAUGAUUGGCAUUGUUACAUACUGUCAUUCCCCUGUAAUGCCCAGUGUCUCCCUAUGAUUGGCAUUGUUACAUACUGUCAUUCCCCUGUAAUGCCCAGUGUCUCCCUAUGAUUGGCAUUGUUACAUACUGUCAUUCCCCUGUAAUGCCCAGUGUCUCCCUAUGAUUGGCAUUGUUACAUACUGUCAUUCCCCUGUAAUGCCCAGUGUCUCCCUAUGAUUGGCAUUGUUAUAUACUGUCAUUCCCCCGUAAUGCCCAGUGUCUCUCUAUGAUUGGCAUUGUUACAUAGUGUCAUUCCCCUGUAAUGCCCAGUGUCUCCCUAUGACUGGCAUUGUUAAAUACUGUCAUUCCCUGUAAUGCCCACUGUCUCUCUAUGAUUGGCAUUGUUACAUACUGUCAUUCCCCUGUAAUGCCCAGUGUCUUCCUAUGAUUGGCAUUGUUACAUACUGUCAUUCCCCUGUAAUGCCCAGUGUCUCCCUAUGAUUGGCAUUGUUACAUACUGUCAUUCCCCUGUAAUGCCCAGUCUCACUAUGAUUGGCAUUGUUACAUAGUGUCAUUCCUAGAAAGUACUUAGUGUCUCCUAUAUGAUUGGCAUUGUCACAUACUGUCAUUCCCCUGUAAUACCCAGUGUCUCCCUAUGAUUUGGCAUUUAUUUACAUACUGUCAUUCUCCUGUAAUGCCAGGUGUCUCCUAUGAUUGGCAUUGUUACAUACUGUCAUUCUCCUGUAAUGCCCAGUGUCUCCCUAUGAUUGGCAUUGUUACAUACUGUCAUUCUCCUGUAAUGCCCAGUGUCUCCCUAUGAUUGGCAUUGUUACAUACUGUAAUUCCCCUGUAAUGCCCAGUGUCUCCCUAUGAUUGGCAUUGUUACAUACUGUCAUUCCCCUGUAAUGCCCAGUGUCUCCCUAUGAUUGGCAUUGUUACAUACUGUCAUUCCCCUGUAAUGCCCAGUGUCUCCCUAUGAUUGGCAUUGUUACAUACUGUCAUUCCCCUGUAAUGCCCAGUGUCUCACUAUGAUUGGCAUUGUUACAUACUGUCAUUCCCCUGUAAUGCCCAGUGUCUCCCUAUGAUUGGCAUAGUUACAUACUGUCAUUCCCCUGUAAUGCCCAGUGUCUCCCUAUGAUUGGCAUAGUUACAUACUGUCAUUCCCCUGUAAUGCCCAGUGUCUCCCUAUGAUUGGCAUUGUUACAUACUGUCAUUCUCCUGUAAUGCCCAGUGUCUCCCUAUGAUUGGCAUUGUUACAUACUGUCAUUCCCCUGUAAUGCCCAGUGUCUCCCUAUGAUUGGCAUUGUUACAUACUGUCAUUCCCCUGUAAUGCCCAGUGUCUCCCUAUGAUUGGCAUUGUUACAUACUGUCAUUCCCCUGUAAUGCCCAGUGUGUUCCUUGUUCUCGAGGAUUGUAGGACUCUUUACGUCUGUUUAUACUCCUUAUGUUCUCUAACUUUUUAAUUUAUUUGUUUUAAAGGAAAUUUUACCAGGCUUGUAUCUGGGUCCAUAUUCAGCAGCAAUGAAAAGCAAGGUAUGUAAAAAAGCAGGUAGAACCAUUAUUUCCGUAGGUGUGUGUGGAUGCAGACUGGUUGGUGACUGGUUGAGGAGCCUUGCGGACUCCGUGUGUGUUUCAAAUAACAUGUUCACCAGUAUUUAUUUAAUUUCUUUACAGCUCUCAAUACUUCAGAAGUAUGGCAUAACGCACAUAAUCUGUAUAAGGCAGAAUAUUGAAGCUAAUUUUAUUAAACCAAACUUUCAGCAAUUAUUUCGGUAAGUUAUUUAAUAAUGCAUUAAAAGUAUGACUUUAAGGGGCUUAAACUGAUUAACUUUACAGUGCACAAAAUUUCCACUUAGUGUUAUGUGGCCAUUUGUCCGUGAUGCGUCAUGGGAGGAGGAAAUCUCGAUUGACAGUGAUGGCUGAACUCGCAUUGUUUGAGUGUGUGGGGACCCUGUUAUCAAGCCGGGAGUGCGUGUGUGGGCGCGCGGCUGUCUCCCUGGGAGUGCGUGUGUGGGCGCGCGGCUGUCUCCCUGGGAGUGCGUGUGUGGGCGCGCGGCUGUCUCCCUGGGAGUGCGUGUGUGGGCGCGCGGCUGUCUCCCUGGGAGUGCGUGUGUGGGCGCGCGGCUGUCUCGCUGGGAGUGCGUGUGUGGGCGCGCGGCUGUCUCGCUGGGAGUGCGUGUGUGGGCGCGCGGCUGUCUCGCUGGGAGUGCGUGUGUGGGCGCGCGGCUGUCUCGCUGGAAGUGCUGGGAGUUGGUGUCCUAGCACAGUCUGUAUGGAUUGCAGAAUGGAGAGAGCUGAUCUCCUAUGUAUCACUAAUGGUGCUGUACGUCUCUUCACAGCUAUUUAGUGCUGGAUAUAGCGGAUAAUCCCAUAGAGAAUAUUAUCCGUUUUUUCCCCAUGGUGAGUAUAUAUUGGACACGCUGUAAGUCACACUUGGUUAUAUCUCUGUUAUUGCAUUAUUUAUUUCCAGCAUUGAGGCACUGUUUCACCCUGUUAUUCAGAACUGAUCUACCCAAAUCAGAAAUCUAAAGCGGGCUAUGGUGAAAUUGGGUUAUAGUUGAUGUAACGGAGCUUCCUGUACCCCAGUUGGGUACCUCCGCCGAAAGAUGCUCCUAGUGCUUCUCGAGGCCCCCAAGCACUCUACCAGACACCAUAAGCACGGCAGACCCCACAACCGCCGCAGCUUGGUUGGGGUCUCGCCGUCUUCUACCCACCCUGGACCUACGACAAGGCUCCAAGUUCCAGUGGGUGAACCUCUCUUCCUCCAGAUUGUCAAGCAGGAAUAGCUGUGAUUAUAGCAAUCCCUUGUAGUGAUAUAGCGGUUCCCUACAAUAAGAGACAGAACUCAGUAUUGUGGGUGAAGAAGUCUGAGGUUUUAUGGAGCUACACUGCCUUUUAUGCAGGUUUCCCAACAGUGAUACCCAGGUGGACCAUGUUGGGCACAGGGACACAAAGUGUACAAAACAAUGAAUGACACUCCCACAUACAGUACACAAUCCCUCCCCUAUGCCUGUGAUAUAAUUAAGGCAGAUAAUGCCUUAACCUAGAUCUCCCCAGGUAGAAAAAAAAUCUAAUAUUUACAAAGUCCCAUAAGUACCCCAAAAUAUAGUCACAUCCCCUGAUAGCCCUGAUCAGGGUGAACAACAUAUCCAAAAAUCACCCAGAUCAGAGCAGGAGUUCAAAAGAUAGCUGGAAGUCUCUUUUUGACCAACCGCACGCAAGGCUUCAUGCCCAAAACCGUUCCAAAGAAUUAGGCUGUGCGGCCGGUCUAGUUCGGUAGUUUGCAAACGAACAAACUUCUGAACCUCGUCAAUAGUCUUACCCUGGAGCUUGUUCGUUUCUAUUCAGCUUGCAAGAGCACUGUUCGGUGAGAUCAUUUGUCUGGAUAGACAAAUGAUCUCACCGAACAGUGCUCUUGCAAGCUGAAUAGAAACGAACGCAGGCGAUGAUGGAAGUCCAGCGGUGUUCGGGAGUUUCUGUAACAGAUUUCAGUUUCAUGAUAUUCAUGCUCAAACACCGCUGCCUGCGUCCAUGCGGACAAGAUGGCCGCCACCUCGUGGUUGUUCAUAGGAAUAGCGGCCACCCAGACGAACAAUUAGAACACUGCGGUGAGAAACAUUCCAAGUUGUUAAUAGGUGUUAACAAGCUCCAGGGUGGUCAGAGCCUGUUUGAAGUAUUUUAGCCAGGUCUAUUGCAGGGGCCAUAGUGACAGGGUAAGAGGAUGGCAAACAGGCCCCUCCAAAAACCAGUGACGAGGUAACUUUUGCCACAGUUGGAAACACUAUGUACAUUGCCUGUAUUCAACAAAUUAAAUAUUUAUAUGCAUAACUUUCAGCUGUUUGCAAUGAACAAAUCAAACAAAAGCAAUUGAUAUAGUUAAACACAACGAAUGCUUCAACUACUUUCCCACAAAUUCAACUGAAAAUGCAACUGACUUCUCCAGUCUCAUAAUUAUUCAACCCCUUGACUAGAACCCACAAAUAUGCCAAACAGGUGUUAUCACAAUCACACCUGGUAGAACUAAUUAUUAUUAUUAUUUAUAUAGCGCCAACAAAUUCCGUAGCGCUGUACAAUGGGUGGACUAACAGACACAUAAUUGAGAUCAAACCACUGGACGUACAGGAACAGAGGGGAUUGAGGGCCUGCUCAGUGAGUUUACAUGUUAGAGGGAGUGGGGUAUAGUGACACAGUAACAGAGGGAUUGAGGGCCCCCUGCUCAGUGAGUUUACAUGUUAGAGGUAGUGGGGUAUAGUGACACAGUAACAGAGGGAUUGAGGGCCUGCUCAGUGAGUUUACAUGUUAGAGGGAGUGGGGUAUAGUGACACAGUAACAGAGGGAUUGAGGGCCUGCUCAGUGAGUUUACAUGUUAGAGGGAGUGGGGUAUAGUGACACAGUAACAGAGGGAUUGAGGGUCCUGCUCAGUGAGUUUACAUGCUAGAGGGAGUGGGGUAUAGUGACACAGUACAGAGGGAUUGAGGGCCUGCUCAGUGAGUUUACAUGCUAGAGGGAGUGGGGUAUAGUGACACAGUAACAGAGGGAUUGAGGGCCUGCUCAGUGAGUUUACAUGUUAGAGGGAGUGGGGUAUAGUGACACCGUAACAGAGGGAUAGAGGGCCCUGCUCAGUGAGUUUAUAUGUUAGAGGGAGUGGGGUAUAGUGACAGUAACAGAGGGAUUGAGGGCCUGCUCAGUGAGUUUACAUGUUAGAAGGAGUGGGGUAUAGUGACACAGUAACAGAGGGAUUGAGGGCCUGCUCAGUGAGUUUACAUGUUAGAGGGAGUGGGGUAUAGUGACACAGUAACAGAGGGAUUGAGGGGCCUGCUCAGUGAGUUUACAUGUUAGAGGGAGUGGGGUAUAGUGACACAGUAACAGAGGGAUUGAGGGCCCUGCUCAGUGAGUUUACAUGUUAGAGGGAGUGGGGUAUAGUGGCACAGUAACAGAGGGAUUGAGGCCCUGCUCAGUGAGCUUAUAUGCUAGAGGAAGUGGGGUAUAGUGACACAGUAACAGAGGGAUUGAGGGCCCUGCUCAGUGAGUUUACAUGUUAGAGGGAGUGGGGUAUAGUGACACAGUAACAGAGGGAUUGAGGCCCUGCUCAGUGAGUUUGCAUGUUAGAGGGAGUGGGGUAUAGUGACACAGUAACAGAGGGAUUGAGGGCCCUGCUCAGUGAGUUUACAUGUUAGAGGGAGUGGGGUAUAGUGACACAGUAACAGAGGGAUUGAGGGCCCGCUCAGUGAGUUUACAUGUUAGAGGGAGUGGGGUAUAGUGACACAGUAACAGAGGGAUUUAGGGCCCUGCUCAGUGAGUUUACAUGUUAGAGGGAGUGGGGUAUAGUGACACAGUAACAGAGGGAUUGAGGGCCCUGCUCAGUGAGUUUACAUGUUAGAGGGAGUGGGGUAUGGUGACACAGUAACAGAGGGAUUGAGGCCCUGCUCAGUGAGUUUACAUGUUAGAGGGAGUGGGGUAUAGUGACACAGUAACAGAGGGAUUGAGGGCCUGCUCAGUGAGCUUACAUGUUAGAGGGAGUGGGGUAUAGUGACACAGCAACAGAGGGAUUGAGGGCCUGCUCAGUGAGUUUACAUGUUAGAGGGAGUGGGGUAUAGUGACACAGCAACAGAGGGAUUGAGGGCCUGCUCAGUGAGUUUACAUACUAGAGGGAGUGGGGUAUAGUGACAGUAACAGAGGGAUUGAGGGCCCUGCUCGAUGAGCUUACAUGCUAGAUGGAGUGGGGUAUAGUGACACAAAGGGUUAAAGUAGGGGAAUUACAUAGUUUGUUAGAGAAGGGUUUAUUGAGUGCUUGGUAGGUCAUUUUUGACAGUUGCAGGAAAGUCAUGGGGUGGGGGAUGAGAAACCUGCUGACAGUUUAAUUGAUACGCUUUAAUGAAGAAGUGAGUUUUCAAAGAUUUUUUGAAGGAAUGGAGGCUGGGUGAAAGUCUGAUUGAGGAGGGAAGGGAGUUCCACAGAAUAGGUGCAGCCCUGGUGAAGUCUUGAAGGCGAGCAUCAGAGGUGGGGAUCCGAGCAGAGGAUAGGAGUAGAUCUUGGGCUGAGCGCAGGGGUCUCGUCGGGACAUACUUGUGUAUGAGGGAAGAUAGGUAUGUUGGAGCAGCAUUAUGUAGGGAUUUGUAAGCAAGCGCCAGAAUUUUGAAUUGGGCCCUAUAUCUAACUGGAAGCCAAUGCAGGGACUGACAGAGCGUGGAGGCGUGGGAGGUGCGACCGGACAGGAAAAUAAGCCUCGCAGCCGUAUUCAUUAUAGAUUGCAGCGGUGCAAGCUGGGAACAUGUAAGACCGGUGAGAAGGGGAUUGCAAUAGUCAAGGCGAGAGAGAACAACAGCAUGAACCAGUACCUUAGCCGCGUCCGGCGUUAGAUAUGGGCGGAUGCGCGCUAUGUUCUUGAGUUGGAAGCGACAGGAUUUGGCUAUCGAUUGAACAUGGGGAGUAAAAGAGAGAUCAGAAUCAAAAAGAACUCCUAGGCAGCGAGCCUGGGAGGUAGAGGUGAUAGUAGCGCCGUUGUCUUGGAUGGAGACAGACACCCCAGAGUAGCAACACUUGAGGGAGAAAAAAACUAGAAGUUCUGUUUUGGACAGGUUGAGUUUAAGGAAGUGAGCAGCCAUCCAUUUGGAAAUAGCAGAGAGGCAGUCAGAAACACGAGUCAAGGUGGACGGAGAGAAAUCGGGAGGACAGGUAGAUUUGCGUGUCAUCUGCAUAUAAAUGAUAUUGGAAACCAAAGGAGCUGAUGAGUUUACCAAGGGAGGCAGUAUAGAUCGAGGGCAGAACCUUGGGGGACGCCGACAGAGAGGGGUUGGGGAGAAGAGGCAGAGCCAGAGAAAGAAACACUGAAAGAGCGCUCGGAGAGUUAGGAGAGAGGGCAGUAUCCCGUAGACCAAAGUUACGGAGAAUGUGAAGAAGCUGUUGAUGAUCAACCGUGUCAAAGGCGGCAGACAGAUCAAGGAGGAUUAGGAUAGAGUAUUGCCCGCGAGAUUUAUCAGCAAUUAAAUCGUUGGAUACUUUGGUCACAGCAAUUUCGACAGAGUGACCAGCGCGGAAUCCAGACUGAAGGGGGUCAAGCAGAGAGUUUGAUUCGAGAAAGUCUGUCACUGUGGCGAACACAACUCUCUCGAGGAUCUUGGAGGCAAAUGGCAGUAGCGAGAUAGGGCGGUAGUUGGAUGGGGAGUUGGGAUCAAGGUUGUGCUAAUCAAGAGCUUCAUUAUUUGCACCAGGUGUGCUUGAGCUGGAAUAUUAGAAAUGCCUGAACUGGCUAGGGGUUUGUUAAAUGUCACAAUUGACUGCAUGUUAGAAAUAUGGCAAAAGUCAAAAGAAUGGUCCACAAAGUUUAAGAAAAGAGAUAAUUUGCCCUUCACAAACUAGGAAUGGGAUACAAAAAGAUAGCAAAGGCACUGAAUGUUCCUAGAGACACCGUUGGAAGCAUAGUUCACAAGUUAAAGGAACACUGGUUACACGACCUGGACCGGCCAAAAAAAGGAAGCGAUCAAUGCCUGCAACCAGAUUUCUGAGAAGGCAGAUUGUGAAAAACCCACGAGUGACUGCAAAAGGCCUGAAGCAAGACUUAGUGGCAACAGGCACUGAGGUUUCAGUGAGCACAGUAAGUGUAUACUAAACGCAGCAGGUUUCCAUGCCAGAACUCCAAGACUAAACUACUACUGACCAAAAACCAAACACAGGUUGGCUCCGAUAUGCUCAAGAUCCUAUAAAUAUGCCAAAAAUGAAACAAAACUGGAACUUUUCAGCGGUAUGUCUGGAGGAAGAAGAAUUAAGUAUAUGCUGAAAAGUACACUCUGCCUACAGUUAAGCAUGGUGUUGGCUCGGUGUGGCUCUAGGGCUGAUUUGCAUCCUCUGGCACUGGAAAGCAAGAAGGAUUCAUUGAAGUAUCAGGAAAUCCUAGGAGAAACAUGAUGUCGUCUGAGCUUGGUUAUCAUUGGAACUUUCAACAAGACAAUGAUACUAAACAUACCUUAAAUUCCACCAAGGCUUGGUUGUGGAACAUUCUAUAGUGGCCAUCAGUCACCUGACGUAAACUCCAUAGAAAAUCUCCGGUGGGAUUUGAAGAAUGCAAACCCAAGAAUAUUACUGAACUGGAGGCCAUUGCUUAAUAUUUCCCAGGAACACUGCCAGAUGCUGGCGUCUUGCUAUGCAUAGUUUGCAGCAAGUCAUAACAGUAAAAGGAUGCUCUAACAAGUACUAAAGAUGCUUGCCAUGAAGGGGUUUUUAUAAUUUUGAGACUGAAGAAGUCUGUAAAUUUUGGCAAUAAACCUGAUUUUUGUUUUAAAAAAUUUUUUUAAACUUUAUUUUUGUAGUGCGUAAGCGUAUAACAGUUGCUUGUGAGGUAACCCAAAGGCAAUCCUCUAGCACAGUACGAACAGUUGAACAUAGAGGUACAAAGUAGAACAAGCACAUUUUUAAAGUAAGGAUAGAAACAGUAUAGCUUUACUUUGUGCUGGCUUUUGUUUAACAUAACAUAGAGUGAUCUCGCUUAAUUUCCUAAACAGGUGAUUAUUUUGCUGUGUCAAAAGCUAUUCAAACUGCGAGCGGAUUACCACGUUUUAGAGCAAGUCUGUGUAAGUCAGCAGUUUAGUUAUUGCUAGUGGCAGCAGCAAGGGGUAUGGUUACAGAAUAUGUAUUGACAUGGCUGGCAUAGGUCAAUAGCAUGUUGAGUGUAACAUCAUCCUAACAGGCUGAUAUGUCUACUUAUGCAUACGUGUUGAGCUUGUGAUUUACUAGAGCCCUCUUGGUCGUUACAGCUAUAGAUUAGUGGUCACACUGGUGAACGUGUUGGACUAACCUUGGGAACAAGAUAGUGAGGCUAUAUUCGGAGAAGCUCGGUAUGUAGUUGCUCAUUCCCGCGUGGAGUUCCCCCGUGGCCCCUGGUAUGGACAGAGCUGUGUGCCUAAUUAUAUUGUGUGCUGCAAGUACCCAGCGCUAAUAAGGCAUUGAGCAUAGUGGUUAGUUGGUGAUAAUGGGGUUGGCUGUGCAUGUGGUGCUUAGUUAGUUAUAAGGCAGAUAUACAGCUAAAGAAAAUUAAAUAAAACAAUAAAUGAUUAUCAAAGUACAUAUUUGCUCUCUUGCCGUAACUAGAGUCCUCCGCUGUCUGUAAUUCUAUAUGUCUGCAUUGUAAGUAAAGUCAAUAAGUGUCCCAGUGGAACCCGAAGUAGAUGUCGAGCUCCGGUAGCCAGUUUAAAGUGAUCACCUAGCCGACUCCAGAUCGCGGGGCCUGCAGUCUGGUCACAGGAAUCCGCUUGGCGGUAUGGUGCAUCCAUCUUCUUCGAUCGGUGCGGGAGGUCUUUGCGAUGGUGAGUUCAUAGCCCCACUCUGGUGAGGUAGACCUGCUAACCAGUGAAAGUCUGUGUGAGGUGGUAUGCUGCAGGUUGUAGUGUCGCCUCCGAGAUAUGCCUGGCCGCGCGUCCGCCUCUGUGUGGUGUCUGUAGGGGAGUUGCAGCAUGAUCUGCCCGGGACCCCACGGUCUUGUCCGGCCCCUAUUUGCCGUAGUGUGUCGCUGCUGCAGGGUAUCUUUAUCAUGCCUCUCAUGUAGGUUUCGUUUUGCCGGGCCCCGGUAUUGAUGGGUCGCUGUUAUAGGCAGUGGUAGUCGUUUGGGCUUACAUGCUGUUCGGUUUUGCCGCCCACUGGCUUUGUUUGCACGAGGAGGUGAGCCUUUUUGUUGGGGGAUCGCUGGUAGUAUUGUAGCAGAUUGGUAUACCUUGGCCUUUUGCUCCCUGGAGGCUAUUGUCCUCCAGAAUCUGGUGAACAGCUCGUCCAGCCUGGCCUCGAGGUCAGAUUUCUUUGUGUCUCGAACCCACGUGGCGGCUGCCAUUUUGGUCGCCAUCUUGCCAGUAGCGGUUUGCUGGUUGGGGGUAUGAUUAAGGCUACUGCCAUCUUCUGCGGUCCGUGUAUGCAUGUGGUACUCGCUGGCGUGGACCGGGAUAACCUGAUUUCUCCAUUGGGGUUGAAUCAUUUUGAUUAUAAGGUAGAUAUUGUAAGGUACAUUUUGAGAGACAGUCAUGUGAAAAUAAAGUACACCCUCUUUGAAUUCUAUGGUUUUGUACAUCAGGACUUAAUAACAAUCAUCUGUUCCUUAGCUCUUAAAACUGGGUUAACACAACCUCAGAUGCACAGCAACACGACACAUUACACGUGUCAUGAUUUAUUUAACAAAAAUAAAGCCAAAAUGGAGAAACCAUGUGAAAGUACACCCUUACUGCUUCCAUAAUAAUUAAAAAGGCUAAGCAGCAGACAAAUGCCCUUAAUUGAUCAUCAGUCAGUGUGACCACCUCUGUAGAAGCUGAAGUUGUAGCAGUUUGCUGCUCUGGAGCAAUUCCGCCGAGGAAAGACCUCAGCAAUGAUCUUAGAGAAGCAAUUGUUGCUGCCCAUCAAACUGGGAUGGGUAUAAGGCCAUUUCCAAACAAUUGUAGAUUAUGCUAACCUAGUGUACCUAUAAUCUUAAUUUUAAUAAUGACGGGAGGCAAGUAUUUUGCAUGACUUUCUUUACUCAUGCCUCCAGCAGCACAAGUCAGUCAUUAAAUUUUUAACCAAUCAUAACAAACCAUAUAUCCAUAUAUAAAUCCCUGAUCGUCACAUGACUUCCUCUUUCUUUGGUGUGAGAUUAGUCUAUAUAAUGUCAGGGAAUAAAACGUUCGUAAUGAUAUAACAGUUCAAACUUGCUCCAUGGGAGUCCCAACUUCAAUUUAGUCCAACUUCAAACGGAUAACGAAUAUCGGAAGUGAAACUUGAUCCGUAAGAUCCAAUAUCCGGUGUGUCCCAUCCGGAGCCAAUAACGGCAAUCACACUGAAAGAAACAGAAACGAGUGUAAGAGGAUGGAAAUAGACUUAUGUCUACAUGAUAUCAGUGAUACUAUAUCUAUCCAUAUUCUAUACAAAUAACCUAUCGUUAUAUACUAGCAUUAAACCAUAAUAUCCAUAAGAACUCGUCUAUUUCCUUAACCAUCCUAUUCCCAUAUAAUCUAGAUAAACUAUACCAAUUAUAAUUGAUCAAGAGAAACGGUGACCUAAGAUAACCCAUAGAAACGGGAGGGAAAAUACUCGCCUCCUGUCCUUAUUAAGAUUAUAGGUACACUACGUUAGCAUAAUCUACAAUUUUAUCACAUGACAGGAGGCUUCCUAUUUUGCAUUUUUAAAGCUGAGGUAAUAACGAGAAAGAUGCGUGCGUGGUCUGACGAAAAUAAAAUAACCGGAAAGUGUCUUCCCGUGUCCAGUUUGCGGAAAGUAGGAUAUCCGCUAGGGAAGCUCCUGCCGAGUACGCUCGCGAAGCGGCCACGCCCCAAACCGAAUGAGCCCUGAAACAUGUCUCCACUUCUGCCAAGGAUAGGAUCCAACGAACCCAUUGAGCCAGAGUAGUAGUGGUAACCGGUUUGUAGGGUUUGGCGGACGACACCAGCAGUUGCCCGCUACUAAAAUCUCGAAGGUUUGCAGUAACCUCUACAUAUCGAGUAAGUGCGGAAACUACACAUAAACGGGGGACCGUAGGGAAGAAAGGGUAAGAUAUAGAUGUUGAAUUCAUUUUAGUUCUAUGAGACACCGUGAAGGUAACCCUUUUUGGUGAGAUUGAGAACCCGUCCAUGUCGAACGCUCGCACGUCCGAAACUCAUCGAAAGGAUACCAAACAUAGAAGCAAAGUGAGUUUGGACGACAACUGGCGUAGAGACAAAUCUGAGUUGUCUGGCCAAUUCCGAAGGAAACGGAGGACCACCUCUACAUCCCACAAAUGAUUAUACUUAGAUUCCGGUGGUCUGGACAAUUUGAUGCCUCGCAGCAGGCGACAUACCAAAGGGUCCUGACCGACCAGAGAGCCUUGUACUGGCACGUGUGCCACAUUGAUGGAAAGAUAGGAUCUUCCUUCUGUGAAAAGGUGGGACAAAAAAUUUACCACCAUGGUGAUAGGUGCUGUAAAGGGAUCACAAUUCCUUCCCACACACCAGCGGUUCCAUGAAUUCCAUGCUGAUGGGUAACUGUCGGGUACACGGUGCCCAUGAAUCCCAUAAAAGGUUUUUAGCUGGUUGCGAUAGUCCCUCGAAGGACCAGGCUCCCCUGAAAGACUCCAGACCACCAGCUCCAGAUUCUCCUGUACCACUAGUGGAUGUGGUUCCCCUUUCGGGUCUGUCAGUAGGAAGGGGAAUGAUGGAAGAAAUAGGGGAUUGUCUUGUGUUAGAGCCAAUAACUCCGGAAGCCACGCCUGACUUUUCCACAACGGUGUGAUGAGAAUCAUAGAGAUCUUGGUCGUUGUGAUGCGAUGGAUUACUCUUGCUAUCAUCGAGAAUGGGAAUGCGUACGCUCCCCUCGGGGGGCCACUGUUGUAGAAAGGCAUCUACCACCUCUCAUUGAGGGUCUGGAAGCCAGCUGUAAUAUCUUGGUAACUGUGUGUUCGUCCAAGACGCAAACAGGUCCACGACCAAUGGGCCCCUGAGGUCCUUCACCACUGAUUCCGCCUUGAUCGUAAUGUUGCGGGGAAUACAGAAUUGGUAGAUGUCCUUCGUCACCUCUGUCAAGACUCUUGAUCGGGCUCCUCACAGGCGAUUUAUGUAUUGGACCGUGGGAAUGUUGUCCAUGCGCAGAAGGAUGUAGCAGUUCGCCAUGUCCUUGGCUAGACUGCGAAUCGCAAAUGAUGCUGCAAUCAGUUCCAGACAGUUGAUGUGGAGACCCUGUUCCUCUUGAGACCAUGGACUUCCCAUGGAUGCGUAGGUGCAGUGAGCUCCCCAGCCCCAAAGGCUCGCGUCCAAUUCCAAUACAAAGUCCGGGUUCGUCCCGAAAAUGGCCUUACCGUUCUAGGCUUCCAUGUGAAGUAGCCACCAUCGAAGUUCCGUCCAAGCUUCUGCGGAGACAGGAAUCCAGUGGUCGUAUGUGUGUCCGGCUCGUAGGUAUUGGGCUUUCAAUUUCUGCAUGGCCCGGUAGUGGAGCGGGCCUGGGAAAAUCACCUGUAUUGAUGAGGAAAGUAGGCCUACUAUCCUCGCUAGUAAUCGGAGAGGUAUGGUGUCUGAGUAUCCGUCGAAUUUCCUUCCAAAUGGCCGCUAUCUUCGAUGCGGGGAGGCGUAGUACGCAAGAGUUGGAGUCUAUCUCGAACCCGAGGAACUGAACUAUUCAGGAUGGAGUCAACGAUGAUUUUUCUCUGUUCACUACAAACCCCAAUGAUUCCAGAAAGCGAAUGGUAAAUCUCGUCUGAGAUCGAAUUCUGGAUUUGGAGUCGCAGAAGAUCAACAAAUCGUCCAGAUACACGAGACGGCUUAUUCCCCUUUCUCUCAAAUGGUCCAUGACUGGUUUGAAGAGUUUCAUAAAACACCAUGGAGCCGAGCUGAGGCCGAAUGGUAGACAUGUGAAUUGGCAGGAGCGGCCCCUCCAGGUGAAACGAAGGAAGGAUCGGCUUUCUUGUGCCGUGGGGACCAACAUGUAUGCGUCUUUUAAGUCUAGACGUGUGAACCAGUCGGGUUCGUUCAGUAAGUCUCUCAGAAGGUGAAUACCUUACAUUUUGAAAUGGCGAUAAGCCACAAAUCCAUUGAGUUCUCGUAAAUUGAUGACUGGCCGGUAGUCUCCCGUCUUUUUCCUGACGACGAACAUGUUGCUGAAGUAACACUGGUAGUCUGUGGCGAAUUCCACCGCUCCCUUUGCGAACAGAGUUCAUAUCUCCGUGUCUAUGAGGCGUAUCUGGCUCUUUGACACCCGGAUAGGCGGCGGUCGCCUGGUCUGAACUGGCGUAUGGGUAAACUCUAUCAAGUACCCUUGCACGGUCUGUAGGAUCCAUGCGUCUGUGGAGAUGCGUUCCCACUCCUGUGGAAAAAGGGACAGUCUGCCAGCAGUUAUAUUUGAAUGACAUAACGGAAGACAGUUCAUGCUCACCUGAGUUGAAUCGUCCCCGUCCUCUGCUACGAGUGCCCCUUGUACGUAAGGAUCCCCUUGUGAAGGUGGCUCUUACAGAUGGGAAGAACUGCUGUGUAGCAUAUGGACGACUGGGGCCAGAUGGCCAGAAGCGGCUGGUGGCCCGACCCCUCUGCCGACCAGCCCUGCCAAAAACACCUCGAGUUGUUUGUGGGUUCCGAAAGACUUGUCUAAUGGAUGAUUGGGCCUUGUUCAGUGUAGUGAAUAGGCUGACGUGUUUUUUCAGUUCCGCCAGGAAUGGUUCUCCAAAGAGCAGCCCGUCCGCCAGAGGACCUAGCUCUUUACUUUCCCAGGUCCAACCGUUUGGAAUCUAUCUUCAAUAGGGCCGCUUUACGUCGUUCUGCGCGCAUGGCAGCGUUAGUUACCUAGAAGGCAGAUCGCCCGCUGUGCCCAUUCUCUAAUGUCGUGUGCCUUGAGGGUCGUCCCCUGAGUAAGUGCCAAAUCUGCAAAGUAUAGGAUCUUCGCCAGUGGGCCUAUCAUGUCCAACAAUCUUGUCAGGUAGCACGGGACGUGGGCACUCUGCUUUAAGCUUGGCCCGAACCUCCUUGUCCAUCGGUUUCCUCAGCCAAAAAUUCCGGCAGGUUCCAUUCUGACGAUCUGGGGUGUCGUAUCUGACGCGGAUCGAACAUGCGGUUGCCUGUCCCGUCCAGGAACACCCCGUCCUCCUUUACGUCCGUAUUCAAUUUACGUGUGCCUUUGUUGCCUGAGCGGCCUACAAUAAAGCGUACUUCGUUAUAAGCCCUGAUUGGGUGCGGGGAUCACCCCUAUGUAAAAAUCGUCACUAGUACUUUUUAUAUAUAUUUUUUUUUCUUUUCCCCUCUGAGGUGAGAAUAGAUCUUCAAGGUUUCCACCCGUGUGGGUCAAUCGCCGAUGCACUCUGUGAGAGCUAACCAAUUGGGUAAUGCAGCCUGUGCAGGAUGGGAGUUCUACCAAUCAGUGUAGUAAUGACUGGUAGUAAUUCUUUCAAUCCUGAGUGUCUUGUUACAGUCCCUAUGGUACUUCUCCAGCAAGGGCUCCCUAGCACAGGGCUUAAGGGGUUAACCUGCAAUGGAAGGACAUUAAAUACGCAAAAAACAUUUGCCAGUUCGUGGGAAUCACGAACUGGCAAAACUAAGAUGGCCGACGAGGAUAUCGCGAGAUCCAAGAUGGCCGCCGUUCGUGCGCAAAAUUUGCCGUGCUGUCCGUGAUCGCGGCCUGACGGUACCGGUCGGCAUGCCCCAGCACCCUGGUACCCUUAAAUUAACCUGGUGGUCCCGCUCGAUCGCGGUAAAAUUCCACGAAUCACGAGGGACAAGCAGGCAAGAGGCAGGCUGGGAGAGACAGUUCAAUCCUGAAGGGGAACCAAGGAAAAAGAGAGAAAAUAUCACAAAGUCCAGGGUGAGAGGAGGAUAAGCUGAGGGAGAGCAGGGGUGAAUAGUAGGGACAAGUUAAUGAAACAAGGCAGGAUAAGGUUGCACUGCUAAGAGAAGAACAGUGAGAACAGAAUACUCUGACCUUUGCCUUGGCUGGAAGCAGCAAAGAAAGAGGAAGUCAUGUGCAGUCAGGGCUUUAUAUAUGGAUAUGUGGUUUGUUAUGAUUGACUUGUGCUGCUGGAGGCAUGAGUAAAGAAAGUCAUGCAAAAUAGGAAGCCUCCUGUCAUGUGAUAAAAUUUCAAGUCAGUCAUUCUACAGUGAUGUGUGUGUGUGUGUGUGUGUGUGUGUGUGUGUGUGUGUGUGUGUGUGUGUGUGUAUGCACACACAACAGCAGAUAAGGAAGAAUGCUUUCCUCUGCAACACUAUAUCUGUGUAUAUAAAACAAACUGACUGUAACAGGAGUCCCUUCUUUAAAGGAAAACAAACGUGUAUUCCUGACAAUAAAUUUAAAACAGUUUAGGCCCCCCUUAACCCUGGUUAUAAAGACAAUUUUAUUCCUGUUUUUCGGAUGCCGUGCAGGUCCUGCCUCCAUGGCUGAGACUAAACUUCGCAAUCUCAGCCAAUGAAUGCUUUCCCUUUGGGUGGCCGUUGCGCAUGCGCGGCAAAAUGCUGCUCUGUCCCAACAGGUAUCUCCUCGUUGAGUUGCAAUGAAUCAAUGCAUCUGUCGGAGCAUGGAGAUACUAAACGUCUGUUCUGUGCACUGAAAAGGCGGUGUUUACGUUAAAAUACCUGCAGGGACAGUCUUUAGACACCAGAACAACUACAUUGCCCUGCAUGCCGUUCUGGUGUCCAUUUACAUUGAAUUGUGCAUGUUCUUUGUUUUCUCCAUGGUAUCCUGUAUAUAACCAUAUUAUUGUGAGUGUAUGUGCAAGUUAAUAUGAAUAAAAUGUCAUUUGUGAGAUUGUCAGCAAUUCUAAUCGUUUUUUUCUUCUUUCUUUUUAUACAGACAAAAGAAUUUAUAGAUGGAUGUUUACAAAAUGGAGGUAAUUCAAGUUUAUUUACUUUUGUGGCCAUCUUGCUUUUUAGUUACACAGUUGUCCACAAUGUGGGAUUUGUAAUUCUACCAUUUUUCAAUCCAGAGAUGACACUGUAAAGUCCCUUGAAUUUGAACUUUUUGCACGUGAUCUGAUUAUUCUUUAUUCAUUAACACAUUUUAUUGUAAUUCCAUUUUUUUGACUGCUGUGCAUGUUUGUCACGUUAUUGCAGUCUGCACUUUAUUUUAUGGUCCCUAUUUCUGAAGGCUAAGGAUCUGUCCGAAAGCCCUCAUUUUCUACCCACGUGGCUGGUCCCUAAUUUUGCGACUACUUUAAUCAGUUGUUUGAGUAAAUGAGGGGCGCUCUAACUUUAUUUAGAACACCUCUGUUUCAUCCUGGAAGGCUGUGAUUUAGGAUUGCCAGUACUUGUCUUUACAUACAGUGACCUGAUAUGCGUGUGCCUGGAUCCACAUGGACUUCAUUUCUAACUGGAUCUGCGUGUUCCCUUUUAAAGGGAAAGGUUUUAUUUUAAUGUGCUAUUACACACACAUAACUUGUGGCCGAGCUUGAUUUCCCAAAGUUCCACUGGGUUCCAUGUAUUUGACACGGUGGCCUCAAUCUAAUAUUGUUGGCUAUAUUAACUAUUCAAACGGUUCAAUAUUUUGGGGGUACAUUUCUAAAAUAUAGCUUUAAUGUUGUAAUAUUUUGUUAUUGAUAUAAUAUUUUUGAUUUUAUCAUAUAAACCUGUAUCCAAAAAUAUUAAACCUGAAAAGCUUAUCCAAAGAGAUUACAUUGAGUAUUUUCUAAUGAAUAUUUAUUCACUCUGGCAGCAUUUUAAGUAUUUAUUUGUUUCAUUAUUUUGACUGAAGUCCUGGUGUUGAUUUUCUGAUGUUUUGCAGGAAAGGUUCUCAUUCAUGGGAACGCAGGAAUUUCUCGAAGUGCCGCCUUAGUUAUUGCUUAUAUUAUGGAAACGUUUGGAAUCAAAUACAGGUAGGAGAUCGGUUUUAGUCUUAUUAUCACUGUGCUACAGGUAGGAGAUCGGUUUUAGUCUUAUUAUCACUGUGCUACAGGUAGGAGAUCGGUUUUAGUCUUAUUAUCACUGUGCUACAGGUAGGAGAUCGGUUUUAGUCUUAUUAUCACUGUGCUACAGGUAGGAGAUCGGUUUUAGUCUUAUUAUCACUGUGCUACAGGUAGGAGAUCGGUUUUAGUCUUAUUAUCACUGUGCUACAGGUAGGAGAUCGGUUUUAGUCUUAUUAUCACUGUGCUACAGGUAGGAGAUCGGUUUUAGUCUUAUUAUCACUGUGCUACAGGUAGGAGAUCGGUUUUAGUCUUAUUAUCACUGUGCUACAGGUAGGAGAUCGGUUUUAGUCUUAUUAUCACUGUGCUACUGGUAGGAGAUCGGUUUUAGUCUUAUUAUCACUGUGCUACAGGUAGAUCGGUUUUAGUCUUAUUAUCACUGUGAUACAGGUAGAUCGGUUUUAGUCUUAUUAUCACUGUGAUACAGGUAGAUCGGUUUUAGUCUUAUUAUCACUGUGCUACAGGUAGAUCGGUUUUAGUCUUAUUAUCACUGUGCUACAGGUAGGAGAUCGGUUUUAGUCUUAUUAUCACUGUGCUACAGGUAGGAGAUCGGUUUUAGUCUUAUUAUCACUGUGCUACAGGUAGGAGAUCGGUUUUAGUCUUAUUAUCACUGAUACAGGUAGAUCGGUUUUAGUCUUAUUAUCACUGUGAUACAGGUAGGAGAUCGGCUUCAGUCUUAUUAUCACUGUGAUACAGGUAGGAGAUCGGUUUUAGUCUUAUUAUCACUGUGCUACAGGUAGAUCGGUUUUAGUCUUAUUAUCACUGUGAUACAGGUAGAUCGGUUUUAGUCUUAUUAUCACUGUGCUACUGGUAGGAGAUCGGUUUUAGUCUUAUUAUCACUGUGCUACAGGUAGGAGAUCGGUUUUAGUCUUAUCACUGUGAUACAGGUAGAUCGGUUUUAGUCUUAUUAUCACUGUGAUACAGGUAGGAGAUCGGCUUCAGUCUUAUUAUCACUGUGAUACAGGUAGGAGAUCGGUUUUAGUCUUAUUAUCACUGUGCUACAGGUAGGAGAUCGGUUUUAGUCUUAUCACUGUGCUACAGGUAGAUCGGUUUUAGUCUUAUUAUCACUGUGAUACAGGUAGGAGAUCGGUUUUAGUCUUAUUAUCACUGUGCUACAGGUAGGAGAUCGGUUUUAGUCUUAUUAUCACUGUGCUACUGGUAGGAGAUCGGUUUUAGUCUUAUUAUCACUGUGCUACAGGUAGGAGAUCGGUUUUAGUCUUAUUAUCACUGUGAUACAGGUAGGAGAUCGGUUUUAGUCUUAUUAUCACUGUGAUACAGGUAGAUCGGUUUUAGUCUUAUUAUCACUGUGAUACAGGUAGGAGAUCGGUUUUAGUCUUAUUAUCACUGUGCUACAGGUAGAUCGGUUUUAGUCUUAUUAUCACUGUGCUACAGGUAGAUCAUCGGUUUUAGUCUUAUUAUCACUGUGCUACUGGUAGGAGAUCGGUUUUAGUCUUAUUAUAUCUACUCGGUUUUAGUCUUAUUAUCACUGUGCUACUGGUAGGAGAUCGGUUUUAGUCUUAUUAUCACUGUGCUACAGGUAGAUCGGUUUUAGUCUUAUUAUCACUGUGAUACAGGUAGAUCGGUUUUAGUCUUAUUAUCACUGUGCUACUGGUAGGAGAUCGGUUUUAGUCUUAGUCUUACACUGUGAUACAGGUAGAUCGGUUUUAGUCUUAUUAUCACUGUGAUACAGGUAGGAGAUCGGCUUCAGUCUUAUUAUCACUGUGAUACAGGUAGGAGAUCGGUUUUAGUCUUAUUAUCACUGUGCUACAGGUAGGAGAUCGGUUUUAGUCUUAUCACUGUGCUACAGGUAGAUCGGUUUUAGUCUUAUUAUCACUGUGAUACAGGUAGGAGAUCGGUUUUAGUCUUAUUAUCACUGUGCUACAGGUAGGAGAUCGGUUUUAGUCUUAUUAUCACUGUGCUACUGGUAGGAGAUCGGUUUUAGUCUUAUUAUCACUGUGCUACAGGUAGGAGAUCGGUUUUAGUCUUAUUAUCACUGUGAUACAGGUAGGAGAUCGGUUUUAGUCUUAUUAUCACUGUGAUACAGGUAGAUCGGUUUUAGUCUUAUUAUCACUGUGAUACAGGUAGGAGAUCGGUUUUAGUCUUAUUAUCACUGUGCUACAGGUAGAUCGGUUUUAGUCUUAUUAUCACUGUGCUACAGGUAGAUCAUCGGUUUUAGUCUUAUUAUCACUGUGCUACUGGUAGGAGAUCGGUUUUAGUCUUAUUAUCACUGUGCUACAGGUAGAUCGGUUUUAGUCUUAUUAUCACUGAUACAGGUAGAUCGGUUUUAGUCUUAUUAUCACUGUGAUACAGGUAGAUCGGUUUUAGUCUUAUUAUCACUGUGAUACAGGUAGGAGAUCGGUUUUAGUCUUAUUAUCACUGUGCUACAGGUAGGAGAUCGGUUUUAGUCUUAUCACUGUGCUACAGGUAGAUCGGUUUUAGUCUUAUUAUCACUGUGAUACAGGUAGGAGAUCGGUUUUAGUCUUAUUAUCACUGUGAUACAGGUAGGAGAUCGGUUUUAGUCUUAUUAUCACUGUGCUACAGGUAGGAGAUCGGUUUUAGUCUUAUCACUGUGCUACAGGUAGAUCGGUUUUAGUCUUAUUAUCACUGUGAUACAGGUAGGAUAUCAGUUUUAGUCUUAUUAUCACUGAUACAGGUAGAUCGGUUUUAGUCUUAUUAUCACUGUGAUACAGGUAGGAGAUCGGCUUCAGUCUUAUUAUCACUGUGAUACAGGUAGGAGAUCGGUUUUAGUCUUAUUAUCACUGUGCUACUGGUAGGAGAUCGGUUUUAGUCUUAUUAUCACUGUGCUACAGGUAGGAGAUCGGUUUUAGUCUUAUUAUCACUGUGAUACAGGUAGGAGAUCGGUUUUAGUCUUAUUAUCACUGUGAUACAGGUAGAUCGGUUUUAGUCUUAUUAUCACUGUGCUACAGGUAGAUCAUCGGUUUUAGUCUUAUUAUCACUGUGCUACUGGUAGGAGAUCGGUUUUAGUCUUAUUAUCACUGUGCUACAGGUAGGAGAUCGGUUUUAGUCUUAUUAUCACUGAUACAGGUAGAUCGGUUUUAGUCUUAUUAUCACUGUGAUACAGGUAGAUCGGUAGUCUUAUUAUCACUGUGCUGGUAGGAGAUCGGUUUUAGUCUUAUUAUCACUGUGCUACAGGUAGGAGAUCGGUUUUAGUCUUAUCACUGUGAUACAGGUAGAUCGGUUUUAGUCUUAUUAUCACUGUGAUACAGGUAGGAGAUCGGCUUCAGUCUUAUUAUCACUGUGAUACAGGUAGGAGAUCGGUUUUAGUCUUAUUAUCACUGUGCUACAGGUAGGAGAUCGGUUUUAGUCUUAUCACUGUGCUACAGGUAGAUCGGUUUUAGUCUUAUUAUCACUGUGAUACAGGUAGGAGAUCGGUUUUAGUCUUAUUAUCACUGUGCUACAGGUAGGAGAUCGGUUUUAGUCUUAUUAUCACUGUGCUACAGGUAGGAGAUCGGUUUUAGUCUUAUUAUCACUGUGCUACAGGUAGGAGAUCGGUUUUAGUCUUAUUAUCACUGUGCUACAGGUAGGAGAUCGGUUUUAGUCUUAUUAUCACUGUGCUACAGGUAGGAGAUCGGUUUUAGUCUUAUUAUCACUGUGAUACAGGUAGAUCGGUUUUAGUCUUAUUAUCACUGUGCUACAGGUAGAUCGGUUUUAGUCUUAUUAUCACUGUGAUACAGGUAGGAGAUCGGUUUUAGUCUUAUUAUCACUGUGCUACAGGUAGAUCGGUUUUAGUCUUAUUAUCACUGUGCUACAGGUAGAUCAUCGGUUUUAGUCUUAUUAUCACUGUGCUACUGGUAGGAGAUCGGUUUUAGUCUUAUUAUCACUGUGCUACAGGUAGGAGAUCGGUUUUAGUCUUAUUAUCACUGAUACAGGUAGAUCGGUUUUAGUCUUAUUAUCACUGUGAUACAGGUAGGAGAUCGGCUUCAGUCUUAUUAUCACUGUGAUACAGGUAGGAGAUCGGUUUUAGUCUUAUCACUGUGCUACAGGUAGGAGAUCGGUUUUAGUCUUAUCACUGUGCUACAGGUAGAUCGGUUUUAGUCUUAUUAUCACUGUGAUACAGGUAGGAGAUCGGUUUUAGUCUUAUUAUCACUGUGAUACAGGUAGGAGAUCGGUUUUAGUCUUAUCACUGUGCUACAGGUAGGAGAUCGGUUUUAGUCUUAUCACUGUGCUACAGGUAGAUCGGUUUUAGUCUUAUUAUCACUGUGAUACAGGUAGGAUAUCAGUUUUAGUCUUAUUAUCACUGAUACAGGUAGAUCGGUUUUAGUCUUAUUAUCACUGUGAUACAGGUAGGAGAUCGGCUUCAGUCUUAUUAUCACUGUGAUACAGGUAGGAGAUCGGUUUUAGUCUUAUUAUCACUGUGAUCCAAGUCUCUCAGAAUUCUGUUUCUUUUAAAGUACACGCGCUGUGCACAUGGAAUUUACACCUUGAUUUGUAUUUAUUGCUUUACUUCAUGUCAGUAGUUGGUAAACGGAACAUUAAAGUGCUUUCAGUCCCAAUCAUGGACUUCCCACACGUUCCGUGGUGUGAGUGCAUUUUAGCAUUAAAGGGACACUAUAGUCACCAUAACUACAGCUAAUUGUACAGUAUACAGCUUACUGUACAUGUUCUGGUGAGUAGAAUCAUUCCCUUCAGGCUUUUUGCUGUAAACACUGUCUUUUCAGAGAAAAUGCAGUGUUUACAUUACAGCCUAGUAAUACCUCCACUGGCCACUCCUUAGAUGGCUGCUAGAUGUGCAUCCUGGGGCAGUGCUGCACACUGUGACUGAGAUUCAGUGUGUCCACCUUCUGCAUGCAGACACUGAACUUUCUUGAUUCAAUGUAUCUCUAUGAGGAGCUGCUGAUUGGUCAGGACUGUUUGACUUGUGCUUGCUCUACCCCGAUCUGCCUCCUUGACAGUCUCAGCCAAUCCUAUGGGAAAGCAUUGUGAUUGGCUCACACCACCACUUCUGAUGUCAGCAGGCAGGGGCAGAGCCGGGAGCUGCAGACUUGAGUACAAGUAGGAUUUUACUAUAUUUAGGGAGGCAAGAGGGGGCUAGAUGGUGGUUUUAACACUAUAUAUAGGGUCAGGAAUACAUGUUUGUGUUCCUGACCCUAUAGUGCUCCUUUAAGUUCAUUUUCAUUUAAAACAUUUAAAGAGUGGCAAUGUAGCAGAGUAUUUUAAAACAAAGAUUUUGAAAAUGUAAUUUCUGGAACUUUACAUUUAAACCAAAAAUGGCAUUAAAGUAUGUAUUUGAUAUGUCGCACUCUCAAACCAUUUCCUGUGCAGCAUUUUGAUCUAAAUGCUGCCUUUUUCCUCCGAAUAAUUUAGUAGGUUUGUGUCUUUUACUUGGCUGUAUCCUGUGCAAAUUAGGUCUACAUAAACAAGUCUUGCUCAUUCAUUUUCUGCCCUUUUCCACAUGUUUACUGCACUGUUGCUAUGACUUGCAAGCUUGGUGUGUACAAAGGGAAGAAAACAAUGUUCAUACUAGAACAACCUUUCUAUCUAUAGCUAUUAUUCAUAAGAACAAUAUCACAAGAAAGCCUCAUCAGUCUGUUUUUCAAUGGUAUAAAGUGUGUAUGUACAUUUUUUUUAAACAAAAGACAAAAACAUGACCACUUCCAAAAUUGCCUAUUUUGUGAAUGGCAAAACAAAAAUCUGUUAACGCAUUUAGAAAAGAUAAUCACUGCUUACCAACUAGACUAUUAACAUAAACAAAUCUGCGCUCUACCUAACGUGCUAAAAUACACAAAUAACUGCGGUGAAUGGGAGUCAUUUUUCUAUUUAUUAAAAUAUCUCCAGGGAAUGAUGAUAAAUCUAAAUAUCCCUUUAUCCCACUCGUGAGAUUUAAAAAUCAGGGACAUGGAAUUCCACAGCGGUCGCCUGCUUGCCUAAAUUCAACCAGCACUGAAUUGUAGAUAUAUUGUGAGAAACCAUAACGGGGUUAAUAGGAUGUUUUUGUGAAUAACUAUGAAAAGAAGAAUUUAGCUUUGCUUUUUGUCCUACCUACUGUACGUGAAAAAUUAGAUGGUUUCAAACCCUGAAUCCCAGAAAACCUGUAAAACCUUUGAUUCCACCAAUCUGCAGCAUAAAAUGAAAACAAUUGAAAUCUAUUUUGAGUAUCAUUGAACAGCAAUCUGUACUUGGAGUCGUUUUAUUGUAAUACUAACUGUGCCAAGCAGUUAAACGGCUUUCCUUCUGUUUCAGAGAGGCGUUCACAUAUGUCCAAGAAAGACGGUUCUGUAUUAAUCCCAAUGCUGGAUUUGUCCAUCAACUUCAGGUAGGUAGUAUUUCCUGUUAUUUUAUAUACAUAUAUAUGGCUGUAAGCUCCUUUAUUGAAAGAUAACUCUCUCUCAUCCUGGCUCCUUUAAUACACCGAUAAUCAAACCACCUGCAGGGCUAGGCAACCUUCGGCACUGCACAUGUUGUGGACUAGCUCUGUCAGCAUUAUGGGAAAUAUAGUCCACAACAUCUGGAGUGCCGAAGGUUGCUUAGCCCUGAUUUAGAAGAUGGAUAUAGUGUAUGCAAUGAGAUUAUACACAGAUCUGAUAUUACGGCUAAACUAUAUAUUCCAAAUACACUGUGUGUAAACGCAUAUAAAAGCAUCCGCAGAAUAAAAUUAAAAGUAUAAACCGUAAAUCACUGUCAGAAUCCCAUAAAAUAUCACUACAUUUAGUAAAGACCCAGAUUAUAAAUGUCGCUUGCAAAGAUUGGGUUGUGUAAUUCCUUCUAUCCAUUUUUAUCAACUAACCCAAACCUUUCCUUGUAGUUUACACAUUAUUUCUGUGACUGUCCAUAAUGCUAGCGCUGACACAUGCCAUACAGCUUCCAUGAUUAAUGCAUUUCAUUUAUUACACACCGUGGGUUUCAUAUAUACAGGAUCCAGUCAGUGUGACAAAAUGAUCAGCUAUUUACCAAGUCUGUCAUAAUCUCAUGCUGUGCAUUGACUGAAUCUAUAAAAUGCCAUAAAUGGGGUGAGUUUGCCGUCCGCCUCACCCUGAUCUGAGCGAGGACUGAAGCGAGUAAAUCUAUAUCUGUGGUAGACACAAGGAGCAAUUUUUUAUUAAAAUGGAACAGUUGGGGCUAUGAAGCAAAGCAUCAUUUGGAAAGUAGACACAUCAAUGAGUUUCUGACGCUUUGUCUGUGGUGUUUGUUUUUGUUCCCCCUAGUUAAGAUUUUUGUUUUAAUUGAAAUUAAAGCAAAUUAAGUGUUUGCAGAAAUAGUGCAGUAUUGACAAUAAAUAUUAUUUCUAUUUAGGAAUAUGAAGCCAUCUAUCUAGCAAAACUAACCAUUAAAAUGAUGAGACCUCUUUCACUGCAAGCUGGUGCUAUAGGUAAUGUACAGUAACACUGUGUGUGUGUGAAGUGUCCGUCUGAUUGCGAAUAGGUUCAUGCGCAGGCGUCCCCUAAUACAGGAUUCCAAAACUUGUCUUACUCAGGAGGCCUGAAGAGAACUUUGGACGAAGCCUAAUCCUCUGAACGUGAGCUCAGCGAACAUUAAAAUCACUUGGUUGUGUUCUGCCCAGGUGCUGCUAUUGGCCAAUUACUGGAGUUCUGAGAGCGUGAAAAGCACUGAUCAUUUUACUUCUUAAACAGCCGUUUUACCAAAACGCAAGAUUUUUUUGGUCCUGCGAAGAGGUAUUAUUGCAAUAACGCACUUUUCAUACUUGAAGUUUUUGGGGGGUUUUUUUUGUCCCUUUUAUUUGUAAACUUAUUAAUAACAAUGCAAAUGUUUGGGAAGGGAGAGUUUGUAUAAAAAGUUAUGUUUAAUUUAUAAGAUGAGUCUUUAGUAUUGAAAUGUUUGCUAAGAUUUUGUUUUGUAAAUACAUUUUUAUAGGUUUAGAAGUUCUGAAAUUUUUAACACACCCGAUUCUAUACAAAAAGCAUACUUGAUCAUCUGAGGAUUGUACACAUUUCUGCUAAGUUUCCCUACUAUAACGGAGUGCUUUUUAUUAGAAGAUUUAUAUUGUGGCUUUUGCCUGAAUACAGAUUUUUCUUGUUCCUUCAUAACCAAUUGUACUGAAGUUUUCCAAAUAAACACUUUAAAAAUUAACUGACGUAUUGUGAAAUAUUCCUGGGCCUGGCAGCUUAAACCAGUACUUUUCCACCGCCACCACGACUGCCUGGACUCGUAUUACGUAAUCCUGGUGACUCCAAACUUGCUUUCUCCUAUUGUUUCCGCUCUUCCUGUCUGCUCUAGUGUUUUGUUUUUUAAAACACAAGAUAAACUAGGGACUACUUUGUCUUGUGUAUUUUUCCUAAGCUUGACUUUCAUUGGCCGAAGGAGGAGCUUAAGUCCGCUCUAUUUCCUGUGGUCAAAGAAAAUGUUCCCACAAUAUUCACCUUCCGUAGUGUUCUCGCGUUGCUUCAUUCGCCAUUUAGACGGCACUGGCGAAUUCACCGAAUGUAUGGUUACUCCAGUCGUGUUAGAUUUGGAAUUUGAUUGCAGCCGCUUAGUAGAUAGCCCUAUAAUUCCCACGUUAUGUACUAAAAAGCUGAUGGUAAAGUUGGCUGAAAGCUCAAUUUUGGUCUAAGUAAAAACUAAGCAAAUUGUCGUGGUGCCCACACCGGUCUGUCUUGGUGCAUUUAAAGGGACACUAAGCAUCAGAACCAUUCCCUCUUAAUAGAGAAUGGGGUUUCCUUUGUAAAUACUGACCUGUGCCCAAGAUUACUUCAAAUAUACAAAAACAUUUUAAAAUUCAUCAUUUUAUUAGAUCUUCAAUAAAUUAUCAUCAUUUAUCACUAGAAAAUAUGGUAAGGAGGAACAAAACACAAACCUUAACUAUUAGCCCACAGUAAAUAGAUUUUCUACCAAUCAGGUUCUUUUGGCUAUUCUACAAUGGUUUCUAUGGACCAUUUCAUGGCAUUCUGCGCCGUUCCACAUCUUUAGGGAACAAUAAAUACAUUCUAUUACAGGAGGUAUUUCAGGUUAAUCUCUCAAAUCUUUCCAUUCUGACAGCAAGUAAUAUCACCCAGACCCCAGCAGUCUAAUCAUUGUACAAAAAUACAAAUAAAGAUAAAAAUAUAGAUUUGUCUUUUUUAGGAAACAUUUAGACUUUUCCUUAAACAACGCAACUAUUGUAAAAUAGUGUAAAAUUGCUAUUUACAUUUUAUAUUCCAGUAAAGUGGCGCUCUGAGUUCUUUGGUAAAGCUUCAAGCAGGAUUAGUCGGAGAACCUUCUCUGCAUGUAGGUUUCGUCGGACGCCACAUAGCCAAACUUCUCAUAAAAGGCGACAUUUUUGGGCUUGCAUUCCAACGUAACUUUAUAGCAGCCUAACUUUUUACUUAACAAGGUAAGUACGGACAACAGCCUGGCCGGGGUUGGUGGGGGAGAGAAAAAAAACAGCAGUUUAGAAAGCUGCAGCAACACAAUGUAUUUUAUUAAUGCUGAUCACUGUCUGUAGGCAUGGAUUUAAUAAGUCACAUGGAGUCAUGGUGUUAAAUGUAUACAAACCAUAAUGUUUGGUCAGUGCGUGUGUUACAACUGAGCAAACUGCCUGUCUCCUAAUGCAGAUACGGCCGAGGAGAUCACUUUCCCAUAUUCUACGCAAAAUCAAAUGCAUUAAAUCCUGAGUUAUUGCUUGGAGAGUUAUUCAAACUGUAUCCUAACCAUGACACUAUCAGACUUUGGGAGUGAGUUUAUACAAUCGUGUGGUGAACGAUUAUAUGCUUCAAUAGUUUGUUCUAGCUAGACGCCAUCCGCAAGCUAUUAACAUAGUUCUUCAUGGGAUUUCUGAGCCCCCCAGCGGUCAGUGAAGGAGGAGACGUGCUGUGCUACUCUCUCCAAUGAUGCCGGGAUCCCAUUUCACAGCUCUGUGUUGAGUGCUGUAGGUAACCUUGUACUGGCAAAUCCUAUUUAGAACCUGUGUUUGUGUGCUAUUGGUACAGAGAACAUUGUAAAGUAAAUAGUUUUAUGUACGUAUUGACAAUCAUACUGAUUGAACACCAUCCAGUCCCUGGAUUAACAUUUGGCCCACUAUUUGAUGGAAAAAGGAACCCUUCAAGCACCCUAAUCAUUGAAGCUCACUGUUGUGGUGCCAGAUGUGCCCUAGUCCCCUCCCAUAAUUACAGGGGUGGGUGAAACUUGAAAGACAAAAUGUUUGAAGGCGUCUAAGAUUUGUGUCAGCCCAUACCAACCAUUUACUUUGCGAGGCGUCAGAUUUCAGCUCGCUUGCCUUUCACUCCGCUUCAAGAAGUCUACACCAUACAGUUAAAGCCUCAUUGCCCAGUGAGGUAGAAAUUAAGCCUUUCUGAAGGUGCUUGAUUGUCAACUGUAAAAUGCAUUAAAAAAACCUUCAGAAAGACUUAAUGGGUUGACGUUUAACAGCGUAGAUUUCUUAAAGGUGGGCAAAAGGCAGUGAAAGUGUUAAAGCUUGUACCCCAACACCUGGAAAACCAUCUAUUAAGGUUAGAAAGGUGUGUUGGCAGCAUCUCCAAAGCCACCACAGUAGGUACUACAGGGAGCGGAUGAGGAUUUCAGGUUGACAGCUUUUGAAUUGUGGCACAAAGCUUGUGCUAGAUUGGCCUGGACUUAAGGUACACUAUAGUCCUCAAUAUAUUUUACCAGGAAAGACACAUUUUGUCCUGGGUUCUUUAUAUUCUAGAUAAUACCUCUGCCAUUUAGGAGUUAAAUCACUUUGUUUUUAAAGCUCUAGCCGCACCUCCCUGCAAGUU
Pelobates cultripes (western spadefoot toad) is the source of this 34325-nucleotide messenger RNA. NCBI's taxonomy places the organism in Eukaryota, Metazoa, Chordata, Amphibia, Anura, Pelobatidae. The record is from the annotation of a GenBank genome assembly.